Messenger RNA from Entrophospora candida, 2019 nucleotides. The record is from the annotation of a GenBank genome assembly. NCBI's taxonomy places the organism in Eukaryota, Fungi, Glomeromycota, Glomeromycetes, Entrophosporales, Entrophosporaceae.
AUGCUUGAACAAAAGUCAUUUGAAUCCAAGAAUGUUGAUGUAGGACACAAAAACGUAGAAACUAACGGAAAUUCAGGGACUUCAUUCCUAUAUUCCAUGAAAUCUGAAGAACCUAGUAUCUCAACUGCGCCUAUUAUAUCACCAAGAAAACAGACCUUUGAGAUAGAAAAUAAAAUAAAUUCGACAAAUAAAGAAAAUCACACCUCCUCAUCUACUACCACUAACAUUAUGGAAAUUGGUUGGCUUUUCGUGCAUGAGUAUUAUGCUUUCCUGAACAAACAACCCAGUCAUCUUCACUGUUUUUAUGGUAAAAAUUCCUGUUUAAUUCAUGGUAUUGAAGGCGAAUCAGUGAAAACUUUGUUUGGUGAAAUGGAAAUUAAUGAAAAAAUUGAAUCAUUGAAAUAUAAAAAUUGUAAAGUUACCGUUACAAACGUGGAUUGUCAAGCAUCGAAAGAUAGUGGAAUAUUAAUUCAGGUGGUGGGUUUUAUGAGUAGCAAGGUCGAAAAUGACCAUGACAUUUGUUUGAAUGUUGAAAAUCCAACUUUACUAACAAAAGAAAACCUCAAAGAUUAUCCCUCCUCAACAUCUCCAGUUGAAACUUUAGUCGAGGAAGAUAUUAGCAAACCAGUUUUCUUGGAAUCUAUUGAUGGAUCUAUCUCUUCUACCGGUCAUGUAAAUACUUCUGACAUUAGCAACACAUCAAUCCCUCCCAUCACUACUGAUAAGGCUGAUUCCACAACUUUUAAUCUUAAUGUCGUACAAACUACUGCAAAAAAUGAUCUUGAUGAUGCUGUAAAAAAAUCAGAAACUGAUCAAUCAAUAAGAUCAUCUUCUGUCUCAGAACAACCACAACAAAAAUCAAUCGUUAAAUCAAUCACUCCUAAUUCAACUACGUCACCUGUUACCCAGAAAAGCACCUCAUCUGCUCAAACUAUUCCUAAUAAUACUGCAACCACUACCAAAAAUCAAAUUAUCAAAUCACCCAUUCCUAAACCUUCAACACUACCUGUUACAACAACACAACCAAUUAACAAUACUAGUCAGCCAGCUACCCAAAUAAAUAAUGAUCAAUCAUCUUUAGUAACUUCAGUUGUCAAUCAACAAGUUAACAACCUUCAAAAGAAUGCAACUUUGCAAUCUACAACUUUUAUAAAUGACAAAGCUUCCACCAAACCUCAAAAUUACUCAGAAGCUGCUGCCAAAACUCUCGCUAAAAAUGAUUUACCACCUCCAAUAAGCACUCAUCAAUCAUCAAAGAUAUCUCCACAAGUAACUAAGCAACAUCUCACUACCAACGCAAAUAAUUUUCAAAACAAUAAUAAUGUACAAGUGGGAAGGCCUGAUCAAAAACAUAUAGAGUCUGUUCAAAAAAAGAAUCCAACCGAUUCAACUUUAUCUAUUAAUCAAGUCACUGACAAAUCUGUUGAUAACAAAAAUAGCAGCGACUUUAACCAACCACAAAAUAACACUAAUCAAUUGAUUGGAAAUCCCAAAGAUACCGAUCAAAAACAAUUAAAUGAUAGUCAAGCUGGACCUAAAUUGCCAACUCCUCCAGUCAAAACAUGGGCGAGCUUAGCAGCAAAUGGAAUUGACAAGUGGAAGAAUGAUCUGUUAUAUGACAACACUAAGGGACCUUUAUCAACUACUACGAUAAAACUUCAAAAAAGACCAUCACAACAGCAACAAAAUCGUGAUAAUAAAGAAAACGGAGAUAAUCAUGAUCAUUCCCAAGAUGAGCAAAGGCUUGGUGUUCGACGUGUUAGCGAAACUGGGCUUUCAAUUUAUGUUAAGAAUGUUAAAAAUGGUAUGACUUAUCAUUUAUUGAAAAGUAAAUUUUCAAAAUUUGGUAAAGUUAAACAUCUUGAUGUUGUUCCCACAAGAAAUUGUGCAUUCGUAGAAUUUUUUACAUCAGAGGCAUACCAAAGUGCCCUCAAUGCAAAAACUCUUGUGGUGAAUACGGUCACUCUUUGUAUUGAGGAACGUCGACCACCCCAACAUUAUAAUAGUUAUAACGGAUAA